Molecule: messenger RNA, 1885 nt
Organism: Hippopotamus amphibius kiboko
Lineage: Eukaryota; Metazoa; Chordata; Mammalia; Artiodactyla; Hippopotamidae
Gene: PIGU
Product: phosphatidylinositol glycan anchor biosynthesis class U
Exons: 13
Coding region: 351-1571 (406 amino acids)
Biological process (GO): protein localization to cell surface; attachment of GPI anchor to protein
Cellular component (GO): GPI-anchor transamidase complex; membrane
Source: RefSeq, a predicted model, not a curated record
GAGUUCAUCUCGGAGCGGGUGGAGGUCGUGUCCCCACUGAGCUCUUGGAAGAGAGUGGUUGAAGGCCUCUCACUGUUGGACUUGGGAGUGUCUCCGUAUUCUGGAGCAGUAUUUCAUGAAAAACUAGAAAAGGAAGAUAAAUUGGGACUUCCCUGGUGGCGCAGUGGUUGAGAAUCUGCCUGCCAAUGCAGGGGACACGGGUUUGAUCCCUGGUCCGGGAAGAUCCCACAUGCUGCGAGGCAGCUAAGCCCGUGCACCACAACUGUUGAAGUCCAUGCGCUCUAGGGCCUGCGUGCCACGACUACUGAGCCUGCGUGCUGCAACUACUGAAGCCCGUCUGCCUAGAGCCCAUGCUCUGCAACAAGAGAAGCCACCGCAAUGGGAAGCCCGCGCACCGCAACGAAAAUAUUGACAGUCAUGAAAAUAAAGUCGGUUCUUUGGGAUGCACAGUAAAAUUGACUCCAUUAAUAAUAUACCUCUUUCAUUUCCUGAUUGACUAUGCUGAGUUGGUAUUUAUGAUAACUGAUGGACUCACUGCCAUUGCCCUGUAUUUUGCAAUCCAGGACUUCAAUAAAGUUGUGUUUAAAAAGCAGAAACUCCUCCUAGAACUAGACCAGUAUGCCCCAGAUGUGGCCGAACUCAUCCGAACCCCUAUGGAAAUGCGUUACAUCCCUCUGAAAGUGGCCCUUUUCUAUCUCUUAAAUCCCUACACGGUCUUAUCUUGUGUUGCCAAGUCUACCUGUGCCAUCAACAACACCCUCAUUGCUUUCUUCAUUUUGACCACGAUAAAAGGCAGUGCCUUCCUCAGUGCUAUCUUUCUUGCCUUGGCAACAUACCAGUCUCUGUACCCACUCACCUUGUUUGUCCCAGGACUCCUCUAUCUUCUCCAGCGGCAGUACAUACCUGUGAAGGUGAAGAGCAAAGCCUUCUGGGUCUUCUCUUGGGAGUAUGCCACGAUGUAUGUGGGAAGCCUAGCGGUGAUCAUUUGCCUCUCCUUCUUCCUUCUCAGUUCCUGGGAUUUCAUCCCUGCAGUCUAUGGCUUCAUACUUUCUGUUCCAGACCUCACUCCAAACAUUGGCCUCUUCUGGUACUUCUUUGCAGAGAUGUUUGAGCACUUUAGCCUCUUCUUUGUAUGUGUGUUUCAGAUCAACGUCUUCUUCUACACCAUCCCCUUAGCCAUAAAGCUAAAGGAGCACCCCGUCUUCUUCAUGUUCAUCCAGAUUGCCAUCAUCUCCAUCUUCAAGUCCUACCCGACGGUGGGGGAUGUGGCCCUCUACAUGGCCUUCUUCCCCGUGUGGAGCCAUCUGUACAGAUUCCUGCGGAACGUAUUUGUCCUCGCCUGCAUCAUCAUCGUCUGCUCCCUGCUCUUCCCUGUCCUGUGGCACCUCUGGAUUUAUGCAGGAAGUGCCAACUCCAAUUUCUUUUAUGCCAUCACACUGACCUUCAACGUUGGGCAGAUCCUGCUCAUCUCUGAUUACUUCUAUGCCUUCCUGCGGCGGGAGUACUACCUCACACAUGGUCUCUACCUGACCGCCAAGGACGGCACGGAGGCCAUGCUUGUGCUCAAGUAGGCCUGGCUGGGCACAUGGCUGCACAGACUCCAGGGGGUGAAAGGGCCAGAAGCUGGGCCGAGCCCUACCAGAGUUGCCAGCAGGCAAGUCCUAGGGCAGAUGAGGUUUGAGUCACGAAUAUCUGGUACCACUGAGGAGCCAAGGCUGACAGCAAGACCUGUCGGGAGUAGCCAGGAGCAUCUCCACUUGGACCCCCCACUUUGUGGCUCUGUACACCAAGGAGCCCCCCACUCCCAAGCAGGAGAGGGGAAGAAGCAGGUGAGCAGGGUUUUGUUAGGUUGUGGCUACUAAAUAAAUGUUUUUUGUUAUGAAAA